AUGUUUGAUCCUGAUAGCCUACCAUAUUAUGAUCCAUUGAUAGAAACCAAAAUUGCUGUGAUAACGGGAGGAAAUAGUGGGAUUGGGUACUAUACCACACUGCAUCUCUACAUGCAUGGGUUCACAGUUUAUAUAUGUGGUAGAAACUCCCAUAAAACAAAUACUGCAAUAUCAGAUAUAACAAAAGAAGCUAAGAGAAGAUUGAUUGCCAAUGGUGGUGUGUUGCAAAAUUUGGGCUCAUUGAAAUAUAUUCACUUAGACUUAACUGCUUUGAAAUCUGUAGAACGGGCAGCUUCCAAGAUCGCUAAAAUGGAGAAGAAGAUAGACGUUUUAAUAAAUAAUGCGGGAAUCAUGGCCGUUCCAUUUGAAAUGACAAGAGAUGGAUUCGAAAUUCAAAUGCAAACCAAUUAUGUAUCCCACUUUCUCUUUACAAUGAGAUUGUUACCUUUAUUACGUGAAUGCAACGGACGAAUAAUCUCAUUAUCAUCAAUAGGCCACCAUUUCGAAUUUUCAUACUGGAAAAUGGAUCAGCUGUGGGACUAUAAACCAAAUAUGAUCUUCACAUGGUUUAGAUAUGCAAUGACGAAGACUGCUGUUAUCCAAUUCACUAAGAUGUUGGCAAUAAAAUAUCCAGAUGUCAUAUGUGUGUCAUUGCAUCCAGGGCUAGUGAUGAAUACGAAUUUGUUCAGUUACUGGACUAGAUUACCCAUUAUAGGCAUAUUUUUCUGGCUAUUUUUUCAAGUAAUCGGUUACUUCUUUGGUGUUUCAAAUGAACAGGGGUCUUUAGCUACUUUAAAAUGUGCCCUUUCAGAUGACAUUAAUAUUGAAAAGCAUAACGGUAAAUAUUUCACUACAGGAGGAUUGGAAACCAAGAGCAGCUAUGUCGCCAAGAAUUUAGAUGACGCUGCGUCCACAUGGAUAUGGACGGUUCACGAACUGAAGAAUAGAGGAUUCGAUGUUUAA
Messenger RNA from Kazachstania africana CBS 2517, 963 nucleotides. RefSeq names its product Env9p (gene ENV9). The record is from RefSeq and is a predicted model, not a curated record. NCBI's taxonomy places the organism in Eukaryota, Fungi, Ascomycota, Saccharomycetes, Saccharomycetales, Saccharomycetaceae. The coding region runs from base 1 to 963 and encodes 320 amino acids. The transcript has a single exon.